UCAGACCAGAUGCUGCAGCCUGGACCGUUCUGGUUCCACAUGUGCACAGUUGCUGUGUCCGUCAUGAAUCUGAGCAGUGUUAGGACCCAGGGCAGAGCAGUAAAUAUAGAAGCAGCGUGUUGUUCAGAGCGGUUGGGGGUCAUGAGGAGGUCUGAACAGACAAAUCGGUCUGAGUCCAACUGCAGAGACAACACAGGCUGUGAAGAACGUCAGCGUUGAUCUGAGAGGAGCCUGAAGAUCCUCUGGAUGAAUGGAUGGACCCCCUGUCAGAGUCUAGAGACCUGUGACAGGUGUUGAUCCUGUGGGGGUCACGUCCUCCUCCUGAGGAGCAUGCUGCAGCUGUGUAAAGUCACCAGCGCCCUGUUCAUCAGCUGCGCCCGCUCAGCCUGCAGCGAUGAGCUCCUCCAGCAGGAGGCGGUCACGCUCUGCAUCAACGUCUCCAGGCAGCAGCCGUUUCCCUCCUCCGGCAUCAAGAAGCUGCGGGUCCCCGUGUACGACGACCCCAGCGAGGACCUGUUGAGCCACUUCGACCGCUGCGCCGACGCCAUCCAGACGGAGGCGAACGGCGGCGGACGCAGCGUGGUCUACUGCAAGAACGGCCGCAGCCGCUCGGCCACAGUCUGCAUCGCCUACCUGAUGAAGCACCGCCAGCUGACGCUGACGGAGGCCGUACAGGUGGGACGCAGGCGGGAGACGCCAACGAGGCCGGGCCCACUUCACCAGUGACCUCAUGAAACAAAGUGAAGACGGCUCGACACGUGAUCGACCCAAACCCCGGCUUCAUGUCUCAGCUGCAGAGAUACGAACGGGAGCUGAAGAGACGACGCGGAGCGGCCGACUGACCCUGAAUGCAGCGCCAGGUGAAUUCUUCCUGCUCGUCCGCCUUCGCUGCUGCAGCCUGAGGGCAGAGCUGGAUCCUCCUCAGAGGGCUCAAAUGCCAUUUUAAUCAGCGGGCAAAUAGCAUAGUUUCAGCAACAUUUAAAACGAGGUACAAGCUUCAGUUUGUUUUCAGUCUGUGUCCGGUCUGUUGAGUCUGAGGUGGAUGUGCUGGUUACUAGUAAACAGCGUUUAGUUUAGGAGCAGCUCGUUAUUAGAGUUAAUGUGGCUUUAGUUCCUCCGGUGUGUGACUGUCUCGUCGUCAUGGCGACGGGCUGUGAUGGUCCAGCUCUGUGUAACCACAAUAAAACCUAAAGCCGUCACUAA
Betta splendens (Siamese fighting fish) is the source of this 1203-nucleotide messenger RNA. RefSeq names its product dual specificity phosphatase 28 (gene dusp28). Gene Ontology annotation, biological process: protein dephosphorylation. The transcript has 3 exons. Gene Ontology annotation, cellular component: cytoplasm. The coding region runs from base 331 to 726 and encodes 131 amino acids. Gene Ontology annotation, molecular function: MAP kinase tyrosine/serine/threonine phosphatase activity. The record is from RefSeq and is a predicted model, not a curated record. Lineage: Eukaryota; Metazoa; Chordata; Actinopteri; Anabantiformes; Osphronemidae.